Molecule: messenger RNA, 2544 nt
Organism: Cladocopium goreaui
Lineage: Eukaryota; Dinophyceae; Suessiales; Symbiodiniaceae
Source: the annotation of a GenBank genome assembly
AUGCAGUUGCACGAAGCGAAGGUCCACCGACUCUCAGUCGAGUGCAGAACCUGUCCAGGCCGGGCACGCUCCAGCGCAGACCCCCGGAUGCUGCGCCGCGUUCGUGGGCUGUAUCCGGCAGAUCCGUAUGUGGAACAUGCACGGUUCACAACAGAGAGGAGUGACGGCGACCCAGUAUGUGGAGAGGUAUGGCGGUUAUGGCAGAUGCAGAGACAUGGGCAACAUCAUGUGGCAAGUGGCGCUGGCUCUCGAUCACCUUCAGAACGACAACGUAGGGGCAGCAAAAGAUGCGAUAGCGCUGAUCGCCGUUUGCUUGGAGCAAACCUCUCUAGAUGCAGGGAGGAUGGAUGUGGGGCUGCUGAAGAUCCGCCAAGUGGGGUGUUCACCAACCGGACGCUCCCCAGUCAUUCCAGAGGAAGAGCAUUUGCCCCGCUGGCAGACCAGAGGUGGGUAGCCAACACCUUGUCCUACAUCAAGGAGCUCGACACAAUUGCCACAAAGAGAAGCGAUGUCACCGGCAAGCCUUCCAACAAAGAGGGAAAACCAGAUUCACAGGCAGAUCCAAAGAAAGCUCCAAAGAAGACAGCCCGCCCCUGGAAAAAGAAGAAUCAGGGUGGAAGCGAUGCUGGCGGCGCUCGAGAAGUAAAGUGCAUCGCAGUUCGAUCCCUGCCUUUCGCCAUUGAAAGACAGCCGGCUUGUGCGCAACUGACUAUGAUGGUGGCCGUGUGGUUGGAUCCCGAACCUGCUCGACCUGGGAAGGAAAGAUGGCAAAACGAGACCAUGCAGGCGUCGGGGCUGGGUGCAGCAAAUCUUCCUGAGGCUCGCAUCGACAUGUGCGACCUGCUGGUGCAGGAGCCACCUCUGCGGGGCCGUGCAGGACCGCGGUUGGAACGACGCGAAACGGACGGCGUGGGCAGUUUGCGCAGAGACCUGGGCCGUGAGUUGGGAACCUCCGUGGAACUCUUUCGAACGCUCCGCGAAUUGUUGGGAGGUCCCGGUGGAGGAAAACUCACCUGGGCAGUAGGCGCUGAUGUCUUUGAAGGCAUGAGACACUGGGCUGACAAGGCGCGCGAAUGUUUGCAGCCGGGCGAGACCUGCGAUGCCCUGCUCCUCUUCACCCGUGAGGGGUGGACGUGCAAUCGCCUGAUGACUGCAGCCCAGGAGAAUACAGUGGCUGAAGCGAAGAUGUUCUCCCUCACGUUGAGCUGUUGGUCAUGCUCCCUGCCACGUCAGAUCACUCAGAUCUUCAGGGUCUCCAUCAUUCCCAUGCCCGAGCACCUGCUGGCAGUCUCCAGCCAUCAGGCGAGACAUGCCUUGGCACAAGAAUUCGCUGCUCCAGAGCCUCACAAGUGGGGCGGCUGGGGGGCCCGGAAAGCUGAAAGCUGGGUGGUAGGUCUGGUGACCUUGGACCAUCGGCGGGAACGGCACCCACGAUUUCCCACUGGCAAACGUCAACUGGACCGCCUGGACCGUGUGGCUCAGAAUCUCUGCGGCCGCUGCGAGGUCACGAAAUAUUGCCGCCCGGAAUGCCAACGUGCUCACUGGCGAGUGCACAAAGCUGUUUGCGGCCUUGAAGCGUUGAGCCACCCAUCAGUGCCCUCCAGUGUGACAGGUGGUAGAUCCCAGAUGCAUCUUCCACUGGGCCCAGGGCUGAAGGCACUACAAAGCCUGUCGCAACAGCUUGUGGCAGAAGACCACUUCGAAGCACAGGCGGAGGGCGAAGCAGCAGAGGCGGCGCGCAAGUUGCCGCAGCUGAAUGCUAUGCUGCUGGCGGAGGUUUGGGAUCUGGAAGAUUUGCAGAGACUGCAAGCCACAUUGGCCUCAAUCAGGCAGCAAUGGAGAGCACCACCAGAGUGCACUCUGCUCUGCAUCUACGUGGCAGCAGAGGAGCUACGAGAUCAAGCACAGAAACUCUUGGACGACUUUCAGGAGGCCAUCGAAGCGCCGGGCCCCCGCCUGGCCUAUGCUGAAGGCUUGGCACGUGCCGUGCUGUGCAAGGUGCACCAAGUGAUGCUCGGUGCUCCCAGUUGCAGCGGCCAGCAGCUGCGGCACAUGUUGAGCAAAGUACCAGAGGGCGACAACAGUUGGAUCCUCUUCACCUCGGCGGGUGGUAUCUGGCACCCGGGGCGGACGGGCCUCUUCAGAAACUUCACGCGGCAGGUGCCGGGUCCUGAGAAAUGUCUUGCCACUGUGGCUCCGCUGAUCGUGCGCCCAGUGCAGGCUGUGCCAACAUUGAAAUCUGCAGUGGAAGUGAACAGGAGGCUGCAACUGCCCGAUGGAGAUCUGGAAGUGAUGCAGGAGGCGAAGGACUGCGUCCAGUACUGCGUGCGUCGGGCUUUGCUGGCGGACUUUCUGGAGAUGUGGUCCGACACGGAGUUCACUGAUGAGACGCAGUGCAUGGAUCAGCUGUGGGCGUUCCUGGUGAACGACCAGCAGGAGAAGUGUUACGAGAUCGCGGUGAAGCAACUCUACGACGGCUCCUCGGGCAGCACGCCACUGUGGAUGUACUAUGCGCCGUGGCAACGCUUGCGAGGGAGCCACUAA